CUGAAUAUAACAUCGUGUCACUUAUGAAAUCUAUCUUUAUAGAUAUCGACGAAUGCAGAGUUGUUAAAGCUGGAGCUGACAAGUGUGAGCAGAAUUGUAUUAAUACUGAUGGAUCGUUUAAAUGUAGCUGCUCCAGUGGAUAUAAAUUAAAUGGCGAUGGUAGAAAUUGUUCCGAUAUAGAUGAAUGCAUUCAAGGUCAAUCUCUAUGUCUCAAAAAGAAUGAAGCAUGUGUGAACACACCUGGGAACUAUAGUUGUAUAUGUGUCGCAGGAUAUGUUCGUUUCAAUGAAAGUGUCUGUGAAAUAUCGAAUGGCCCACAAUUUGUUGGCAAUAUCGCUUUUGUGAUUGUAACAAAACCUAGUGAGGAAGACAUUAAAACAAUAAACAGUCUUGCUAAUAGAAAUGCAAUGCAAGAACAGCUGACGGAAAGGUUUUCAUAUUCUCCAAACUUUGUUAGUGUUGAAGUCCUUCAUUUGUUUUAUAUCAAUAAAAAUCGUAGGAAAAGACAGGAUUCUCAAAAAGGAUUUAAAAUACAAGUAGACUACAUCGUGCACUGUCAAAAUGAAACAAACAACACAUUGGUGUUGAAAGAGUUAACAGAUUCGAUACAAACAUAUCAAAGAAACAUUACCACCGCUAAUAAGACGUCUUUUGAGAUUGGUCAACUGAAACUAAACACUAAAACGUCUGUUCUCAAAGUAAAUACUGCCACAGAAGGCGGCCUGUGUAAAGUUGAAGGAAAAACAGAUUGUGCCAAGGACAGUACUGAUUGUAAUGAUUACAAUGACGGAACAUUUAAUUGCACAUGCAAAAAAGGAUUUAGACCAAAAUCCGAAUGUAGCAUACAAAUACUGCAACGAUAUAGAUGAAUGUAAAGAAUUUAAAGCGAACAACACAAUCAAAGAUCGUUGCAUCCAUGGAGUAUGUAGAAAUUCAGUAGGCUCGUGGAAUUGUUCUUGCGAUCCCGGCAGACUAUGGCAAAAUAAAGGAAACAAUUC
Molecule: messenger RNA, 998 nt
Organism: Ruditapes philippinarum (Manila clam)
Lineage: Eukaryota; Metazoa; Mollusca; Bivalvia; Venerida; Veneridae
Product: adhesion G protein-coupled receptor E1-like
Exons: 7
Coding region: 24-869 (281 amino acids)
Molecular function (GO): calcium ion binding
Source: RefSeq, a predicted model, not a curated record